Molecule: messenger RNA, 239 nt
Organism: Racocetra persica
Lineage: Eukaryota; Fungi; Glomeromycota; Glomeromycetes; Diversisporales; Gigasporaceae
Source: the annotation of a GenBank genome assembly
AUAUGAAAGAUUUACACUAAAUUUUGCAUUAUCCCAAAUUCCUACCUUUCAAUGGUGUUUAAAUCCAAAUUGCGAAUCAGGACAAGAUCAUUAUCAAGGAGACAAAGUUCCUAUAAUGACCUGCAAUUCAUGUGAACAGAAAUCCUGUGUUGUGCACGGACGUCCAAUUGUCACUGUGUUAGAAACUCUUCGAAAUGCCGAGAGAGCAUCCGAAUCCUAUGUGGGCCAAUUGAAGCAAU